GAUUGAGACCUGAUAUUCCAAUGAACACUCCAAAAUCGUAUGCAGAUUUGAUGAAAAGAUGUUGGAGUGGUAAUGUAGAAAAGAGACCAGAUGCACGCGAAAUAUAUACAACGAUUGGAACAUGGUUGAAUCAAUGUUUAUUUGUUCCAAAUUCUAGUACUGCUAAAGAAUUCAAAAGGGGUGAUGAACUCUUAAAGGCGCCACAGCAGCUAGGAUUACAUCCACAUAAUGUUUUGUAUAGUACUUUUCAUGAUACUAAAGCAUUGACAACGAAAUUGCAACAUCCCAGUAAGGAAACUUUAGACAUAGAUAUCAUGAAUAAUGAUGCCUUUGAAAUCCCUGAUUCUAUAGAUAAUGAAGAUGAUUCAUCAUUUGAAAUCCCUGAUUCUAUAGAUAAUGAAGAUGAUUCAACCUUUGAAAUUCCUGAUUCCAUAGAUAACGAAGAAAUCUCUGAUACCCUAGAUGAAGCCACCGAUUCCUUAAAUAAUGUAGACUUAAAUGAUAUUCCUAUAACUCCAACCGAUGAAUCAUCAGUACUACAUAGUGUUAAUAUUGAAGGUAUUAAAAAAGAAAAUGCAUCUGAAUCUUUAUAUCAACAAAAAAAUUCAACUAAUGAAGAUGUUAUAGUAAAGAAAAAUGCUGCGUAUAGAUUUUCACAACAGUCGAUGGGAUCAGUAAAAUUUGAUUUUUCAAUUGAAACUGAUUGUGAAGAUUAA
This is a messenger RNA of Dentiscutata heterogama, 716 nucleotides long. The record is from the annotation of a GenBank genome assembly. NCBI's taxonomy places the organism in Eukaryota, Fungi, Glomeromycota, Glomeromycetes, Diversisporales, Gigasporaceae.